Fraxinus pennsylvanica is the source of this 2031-nucleotide messenger RNA. Lineage: Eukaryota; Viridiplantae; Streptophyta; Magnoliopsida; Lamiales; Oleaceae. The record is from the annotation of a GenBank genome assembly.
AUGGCUUCAAGGCAAGCAACGAAAGAAGAAAGAGCUGAGCAAGAUGCAAGAAUUGCAACGGCCGAGCUUAGUGAUGUGAACAGAGAGAGAAGAGAGAGAGAAGAAGUCGCUAAAAUGGAAUUUGAGUACGAGCCCGAGAUAGAUACCACAGAAGGGUAUGAACAGAAGGGUCCUGGUGUUAUCGGGAGCAUUUUGAGAACAGUCCAAGGGACAGUUGAGCAUGCUAAGGAGGCUGUUCUGGGCAAGUCCCAUGAAACUGCCGAGAGGACUCGAGAGACGGCGGAGGAAGCUGCAGAAAAUGUGGGGGAAUAUAAAGAUUCGGCGGCGCAGGAGAUGGGAGAAUAUAAGGAUCACAUGGGGGAGAAGGCUGAAGAGACCAAGGAUUCUGCGGCUGAGAAGGCGAAACAAGCUACUGAUAAGGCGAAGGAGACUAAGGAUUCUACAAUGGAGAUGGCAGGAGAAUAUACAGAUUAUGCUGCACAGAAGGCGAAAGAGACGAAGGAUACUACUCUGGGAAAAGCCGGCGAGUACAAAGAUAAUGCUGCUGAGAAGGCAAAAGAAGCAGCUGAGAAGGCCAAGGAGGCGGAGGAUACUACUUUGGGAAAAGCUGGUGAAUACAAAGAUUAUGCUGCAGAGAAGGCAAAGGAGACCAAGGAUUCUACAAUGGAGAAGGCAGGGGAAUAUGCAGAUUAUGCUGCACAGAAGGCCAAGGAGACGAAGGAUGCUACGCUGGAAAAAGCUGGUGAAUACAAAGACUAUGCAGCAGAGAAGGCGAAAGAGACUAAGGAUACUACCUUGGGAAAAGCUGGUGAAAACAAAGAUUAUGCUGCAGAGAAGGCAAAGGAGACCAAGGAUUCUACAAUGGAGAAGGCAGGGGAAUAUACAGAUUAUGCUGCACAGAAGGCCAAGGAGACGAAGGAUGCUACGCUGGAAAAAGCUGGUGAAUACAAAGACUAUGCAGCAGAGAAGGCGAAAGAGACUAAGGAUUCUGCUGUGGGGAAAGCAGGUGAAUACAAAGACUGUGCUGAAGAAAAGGCUAGGGAAUACGAGGACUAUGCGGCAGACAAAGCCAAGCUAGAAAAAGAAACAACAAUGGAGAAAGCUGGAGAAUAUAAAGACUAUGCAGCAGACAAGGCUAAGCAAGCAAAGGAUACAACAAUGGAAAAAGCAAAAGAAACAAAAGAUACGACAGUGCAAAGGGCUGGGGAAUACAAGGACUAUGCGGCAGACGAGGCUAAGCAAGCAAAAGAUACAACAACGGAGAAAGCUGGGGAAUACAAGGCUUACACUGCAGAGAAGGCCGUAGAGGGAAAGGAUACUACCGUUGGCAAAAUUUCUGAACUGAAGGAUUCAGCAGCCGAUGCUGCAAGGAAGGCCGUGGACUAUUUGACUGGGAAGAAAGAAGAGACAAAGCAGAAGGCACAAGAAACUGGUGAAGCAGCUACACAGAAAGCGCAAGUGACCGCUGAAGAAGCAAAGCAGAAGGCUCAAGAGACAACCGAAGCAGCAAAACAGGAGACACAAGAGACUACUGAAGCAGCUAAGGAGAAGUACCAAGGAACCAAGGAAGAAGCAAGAAGGAAAAUGGAAGAGAUGAAACUGGAAGGAGAAAGGGACAAGAAUGAGGAUACAAGUAGAGCCCAAGCGGAAAGAGAAAGUGGUGAAAAGGGCGGCGUCAUAUUUGGUGCCUUAGGCAGUAUAAAGGACGCCAUCAAAGAUAAAUUGACUCCACAUCCAACAGAAGCAAAAGAAGAGAUCCGUGAAACACGCGAACCCGGCCUUCCAAAGGCGGGGGAGAGAUUGGCGGUGGAUAAGGAGGGGACUCCGAUUGUAAUGGCGGUGGAGGUGGAGGAGACGCCGGUUGUAGUGGAGUUUGACACGGAGGAGACGCCUACCGGGACGACGGCUUCGGUAGUGGAGCCUGACGUGGUGACGACUCCUGCUGACCAGAUGAGUGGUCAAACUUUCAACGACGUUGGAAGGUUGGAUGAUGGUGGCCGGGUGCGCGUGGACCGCCCUGGAAGGAUGUAG